AUCUGGAAUCAUUUCUCAGUUCUGUUCCUUAUUAGCUGUGUGACCUUGGGCAAGUGACUUUACCUCUCUGAGUGGUGCCGAUUUUGUUUUUAAUUAGGGCAAACAUCUCCUCCCACCUUGCAGGAUUUUAUGAGAGGCAGCACUGAUGUAUGCACACCUCCACCAGGUUAGUAGCCUACGUAAAGCAUGCAGACAUUUUUAAAGUCCUAUGAAGCCCUCCGGAGACAAUGAGGUCAGAACGCGUUUCCUAACCCUGUAACACCGGGUAGUGUCAUGAAACAUACGCCCAAGCUGUAAGGCAGAGCUCAGAGCAGUUCUCUGUUGAGUUAUAAACGCAGCGUUUUCUACGAAUUCUACUUGAAUUCGCCUCGGUGGGUAAGUUCACGCCUACCACCAUCGACUACGGGUCUGUUCGGCGCACACAAGAUUGUUAACCGCUCAAAGCCACAGCACGGGUGUGCACCUCUAACUCCCCGGCACUUGGGUGAAAAUGUAGAUUCUGAUUGGGCAGCUGUAGGGUGGGGACUCGGGCUCUGCACUGCAAAACUGCUGCUCCCCGGUGAUGUCCCUGCUGGGAGUCACUCGGACCAGCCAGACUGAGCAGGACUCCUCCGCCGCCUCCGCGCUACAGAUACUUGGGUGUGGAGCAGUCGCGGUGGCGUGGAGCGGUCCUGUGCACUGCAAGAGGUUCCGCCGCAUCCCAGCCGCUACCCUCUGGACACCAGCAAACUCCCACCCUCCAGCUAGGCUGCCCCAAACGCCUCCAGACGUCGGCAGAGGCCCCCAAAUCGGCGGGUAGAGGACGCUGCCCUGUAGGAUGCUACGAGCAAGGAUGAGCCUGGUGCACCCUGUUUCUGUCUGCUGAGAGGCACCCACCAUCCCCGUUGCUGCUCACGGCGGUCUCGGUAACAUAAGGUCUGGAGGACAGUCGCCCAAGGCCAUCUGAAAUUGUUGUCACUGAAGAUGAGGACGCUUUUGCUUCUGCUGCUGUUCAUCUAUGAGGCCUGGAGCCAUGCGGUGUCAACGCCCAACUUCGUCCUGCUGAUGGCCGACGACCUUGGCAUUGGGGAUCCUGGCUGCUAUGGAAACAAGACCCUCAGGACUCCCAAUAUCGACCGCUUGGCCAGAGGGGGAGUGAAGCUCACGCAGCACCUGGCAGCAUCACCCCUGUGCACACCCAGCAGGGCGGCCUUCAUGACGGGCCGGUAUCCCAUCCGCUCAGGAAUGGCAUCUCGGUCCCAAGUGGGAGUCUUGGUCUUCUCCGCCUCUUCGGGAGGACUUCCCCACAGUGAGAUUACGUUCGCCAAGCUCCUGAAGAAUCGAGGCUAUUCCACAGCUCUGAUAGGGAAGUGGCACCUUGGCACCAGCUGUCACAACAGAACGGACCUCUGCCACCACCCCUUGAGCCAUGGCUUUGACUAUUUCCACGGGCUGCCCGUGACCAACCUGCGGGACUGCAAGCCGGGAGAAGGCAGCGUGUUCACCAGGGCCUUAAGGCUGCUGGUCUUCCUCCCCCUGCAGGUCAUCGCCAUCACGCUGCUGACCCUGGCCGUGCUCAGGUGCCUGGGGCUCAUCCAGGUUCCCCCCUGCAUCUUCUUCUGCCUCUUCUUCCUGGCCGCCCUGGUCCUCGGAGGCCUGCUGUGCUUCCUGCAUUACUUCCGGCCCCUGAACUGCUUCCUCAUGAGGAACCGUGACAUCACCCAGCAGCCCAUGUCCUAUGACAACCUCACGCAGAGGCUCACAGCGGACGCGGCCCAGUUCAUACAACGGAACGCUAAGACCCCUUUCUUGCUUGUCCUGGCUUUCCUGCACAUGCACACGGCUCUCUUCUCUUCGAAGGACUUUGCCGGCAAAAGUAAACACGGCGCUUAUGGAGAUGCUGCCGAGGAAAUGGACUGGAGUGUCGGGCAGAUCUUGGAUGUUCUAGAUGAGUUGAAACUGGUUAAUAACACCCUGGUCUACUUCUCCUCGGACCAAGGAGCACAUGUAGAGGAGGUGACGGUCAAAGGGGAAGGUCAUGGAGGCAGUAACGGAAUCUAUAAAGGGGGAAAAGCCAACAACUGGGAAGGAGGCAUCCGGGUUCCAGGCAUCCUCCGAUGGCCAGGGGUGAUCCAGGCUGGGCUGGAGAUCGAUGAGCCAACAAGCAAUAUGGACAUCUUCCCGACGGUGGCCAAACUUGCGGGGUCCCCUCUGCCGGAAGACAGGAUCAUCGAUGGGCGUGACCUGAUGCCCCUGCUUCAAGGGAGAAGCCAUCGUUCGGACCACGAGUUUCUCUUCCACUACUGCAACUUCUACCUGAACGCCGUGCGCUGGCACCCACAGAACACUUUUGCACUGGCGCCGAAUGCCCUUGAGAUGUUUACCCGACCUUCUCUCCCGAGCCUCAAAGGCACGUCCAUCUGGAAAGCCUUUUUCUUCACACCCAAGUUCUUCCCCGAGGGCGCCAACGGCUGCUUUGCCACCCACGUGUGUUUCUGUCACGGGCAAUAUGUCACCUACCACGACCCGCCUCUGCUCUUUGACAUCUCCCAAGACCCCAGGGAGAGAAACCCGUUAACUCCGACGUCACAACCCCGGUUUCGGGAGAUCCUGGAGACCAUGCAGGAAGCGGCAGCCCGCCACGCUGAGACCCUGCGGGACGUCCCCAAUCAACUGUCGCUGGGGAACCUUAUCUGGAAGCCGUGGCUUCAGAUGUGUUGCUCAUCUUCAGGCCUGUUUUGCCAGUGCGACUGGGAGAAACAGGUUGGGAGAGGAAGCCAUUAGCCACGUGCGUCUGGGGGCGCCCGGGGCCACCCCACCUGCUGCAUCACAGACGAGCUCGGGGAGCGGCACUGAGUGAAGCCAGCCCUGGCAGCUUCCACCCCGGGACUCAGAUCCCUUUUCUCUGUCUUCUCACCUGGAGACGCCAUCAAAACCCCACAUGUACACCCUGGGGGAAAAAUCAGGGUUUGCAGUAAACAGAGGCACAGACAUUAGUCACAUCUUCCGAGGCCAAUGUUAUAUGCAUGCGGUAAGCGGGACUUCAGUGAGUCUGGCCAACACCAGUGCGGACGGAGAGCAGGAAGUUGCACGGGUAACUUGUUCAUCUCUCAGCCAAUGCAUGUGAUCCCCGACAUAAGGCAUCACUUACUCCACAAGCUGAUGUGACGCUGUGGCCACUGUGAUUCCCCUUAUAGCGCAUCACAAAAAAGAGAAUAAAAUUUAAAGAGUGUUUACUAAGUCUAACACAUGCAACGUUAUAAUGAGUAAAAGACCAUCUUGACUCAUCAUGGAUGGUGGUAAGUUCCAAUUUGGUUAUUGGAAGGCAAUUCCUGUCAGUAUUAUUUGCAAUAAUAUGAAAUACUAUUUGUGAUAUAUAUGUUUAUAUAUAUACAGUUUCUUCGAGAAGUUUACAGUAUUUAGAAUCUUAUCACUAUUUAAGUAAGAGCAAUAGAGGCUCACAGCUCUGUCUGUGCUGCAGCCUUUUGGUGAAAUCCCUCAGGAACAAUAAUGCCAAGACAAAUCUCUCCUGUACGGAUUUGCAUCCCAUAAUUGGCAGCAUUCUACUUGGCUUCUGCUGUUUCUUUGGUGAACGGAGGUUCUGAACUCAAAGGCCACUUCAGUGAUGCUGCAGUCCCUGGAAUCCCUUCUAACAGGAUUCAGAAUUCUUGGCAUGUAAAAUGUACGAUAUUUCAUGGGGGGAGAAAGACACAGGCAAUCCAUCCACGACCCAUACCCAUGAACGUGACAUCUUGAGUUCUUGCAGAAUUUAAUGAAGAGAGAAGGUGGUUCAUGUCCGUACAUACCCGUACACAUCUCCGUGUUUUCUGUGGUCUGAUCCUGUGGCUAAGAAACAUCUAUGCCUCCACCAUGAGAUGUGCAGUUUUGUUUGAAUUCCAUUUCCUGCAACCUCAGUAACGCAGGAUGAGGCAUAACCAGGUCACGUCGGAGACUGGGGGUUAGGGGCACAGCUGGCGGGAGUUCCAACGUCUGAGCCACCAGCCCCUCCUGAGGAAAGGAUUCACUUCUGCAGAGAGCACUUAGGUCACCUUCAGGCGCUGAACAUCCUCCAACAGUAUCAUGCAGGUUCCUUUCCUGAUCCGUCCUCAGGAGCUGUGGUCCGUCUGCCUCCCAUUCAUCUCUUUCGGGAACAUGUCUGAACAUCUGCUCUUGGCUCAGGGUUUUCUCCAUCCCACAAGAGUGCAGGUCAAUGGAAUACCCCACCCCACUGGUACCCUGGCCCCUCCGGGCACUUUGGAGAGGAUGUGUACAGUGUGGCUCAGGCUUUCUGACAGUGGACUCGCAUUUCCUCUGUUUGUCUCCACUGAAGAAUUUCUAAGAUCCAGCAGCAUGUCCCCAGCUCCUCUUUAAGGUCUACUAUUUCAGAUUUUAAUCCUUCUUUUUCUUAAAAAAGAGAAAAGAUUCCCGCCCCCCCUCCCCGCCCACUCCCUGGGAAUGGUUUAAAGUUGGAAAACAAACAGGAUUCUUUCUUUUAAUGCGGAUUUCUCAUUGCAGAAAUUGCCCGAAAUCUGUCACGUUGUUCUAGGAAAUAGUCUCAUGAAAGAAUGCACCAGCAUGUUACUAACGUGUUAGGAUUACUGCUAUUAUCAUACAGAAACUAUAUAAAGCCACUUACGAACUUACGUUUGAAGAUGAUCAUGUUUACUCAGAAUUGAACAUACUCAAUGCAGAUGGACAUUUACAAAACAUUUUACGAUGUAAGAACAUGUGUUUGAGGGUGAAAUAACUUGAAGGAGUUUUAUAGAUGAUGUGAAUACAUAGCUUUGUAUAGAAUUAAUUGUUUAAUCUAUACAAUGGUAACAGCCAAUGAAGAAUCCAUAUCUAUACAAUGGUAACAGCCAAUGAAGAAUCCAUAUACCUCUGGAGGUACAAUGAGCCUUAAAGUAUUUGCCUCAGAAUAACUUGGAUCACCCUUAUGUUUCACGGUAUUUGAAAAUCAGGUUCAUUUGUCAUAAUCAUAAUUACCAUAGACUUCAGACCACUUACCAUCUGAAAGUUUUGCUUGGAAUGUACAGCAGGAAAUUGGAAUUCCCAUCGGUGUGGCCUCGAGUUGUAUGCGCAAACCUUAGUGAGUUUUGAAGCUUUAAACAAAUUCUUUUUAAAAAAAACUUUGUAUUUCUAGCAUUUCUUAGAUGUUAAAGGCUAAGCAAACACUAAUCUAUAGACAGGGCACUAUUUGACAAUGUCAGUAUCACUGCAUGAAAAGCAAAAUCACAACCUACGUAUCGAGGUAAUUAAGGAUUAAAGAAAGGAAACAGAUUUCAGGUAGCCCUGAAGGACAUCCAGUGAAGGGUAAAGAAACAGGAAAAGUACUUGGCAUCUGUCUGAACAAUGCGAUCUGUGAAGUGAUUGCCUCUGUGCAGGUUUCCCAGAACCUUGUCCUGAUGUUAAUGCAAAAUUAAAAUAAAAUUUUCCUUGGCAAUUAAA
Messenger RNA from Orcinus orca (killer whale), 5427 nucleotides. RefSeq names its product steroid sulfatase (gene STS). Gene Ontology annotation, molecular function: arylsulfatase activity. Bases 964 to 2763 code for a protein of 599 amino acids. The record is from RefSeq and is a predicted model, not a curated record. The transcript has 12 exons. Lineage: Eukaryota; Metazoa; Chordata; Mammalia; Artiodactyla; Delphinidae.